CAAAGAAUGGAAACCACCGACGUGACAAUUUGUAUCCAAAAAAAAUGAAUUCAUAUGAUAAUUAUGAUAGGACGAACCUUUCGGAGGUUUGUUCUACGGUUAUGAACUUAAACGAUGAAAACGAAAACAACGAUCAUUUCUUAUGGAACAUGGAUACACCUGUUAACAAAAAAGAUAAUUCGAUUUAUAAUUCUUACGAGCCUAAAAGGAAAAAAUGUUCUCUCGGUGAAAUUGAAUACGUUGAUGGAACCGAUUGGUGUAGAAAACCGAUGAAAACUUGGUGCAAACAGGAAACGAUAAGUUGGUUAAUGUCGGCCGCAUCUUCCAUAGGAUUACCAUACAGAUCUAUCCAACAAAGUCUUGCGGUUUCCGGGGAAGAACUUGCCGCUAUGACACGCAAUGAUUUCCUCUUUCACGAUCCAAUUUACGGUGACAAAUUGUAUUGCCAUCUUCAUUCUCAACGAGUUUCUAAUUCACUUCCACCAUUUGAGGCAAUACACUCACAUUCCGAGGACGAUAUGGCACAAAUGUCGUCCAGCGGUAUAUCCGACGCGGAAUCAGAUAAUUGUAUGAAAAUUACGACUAAACGGCCACCGGGAAGGCCGAAAAUAUUAAAAACGAAGAAAAAUGUAACAGGCCAAGGAAAACUUUGGGAAUUCAUUAGGGAUUUAUUGCGCAAUCGAGAAACUUGUCCCAGUUUAAUUUGUUGGGAGGAUUAUUCCCAAGCCAAAUUUCGAUUCGUUAAAAGUGACGAAGUAGCGAAACGCUGGGGCUCCAGAAAAGGAAACACUAAAAUGACCUACGAAAAACUUAGCCGUGCCAUGAGAUAUUAUUAUAAAAGUAAAAUAUUUCAACCAGUGCUUGGUCGAAGAUUGGUUUAUCAGUUUGGUCCUAAUGCGAAAGGGUGGCAGACUGACAAUCCUAAUUUCCGAUAUUGAUAUAAUUAUAUAUACAUACGUACACACAUACACACACAUACAAAAAAACACAUUAAUUUUAAUUAAUUAGUAUAUAAGAAGCGAAUGAAAUAAAUGAUUUGAUGCGUAAUUUUU
This is a messenger RNA of Polistes canadensis, 1052 nucleotides long. Its product is annotated as ETS-related transcription factor Elf-5-like. Gene Ontology annotation, biological process: regulation of transcription by RNA polymerase II; cell differentiation. Gene Ontology annotation, cellular component: nucleus. The record is from RefSeq and is a predicted model, not a curated record. Lineage: Eukaryota; Metazoa; Arthropoda; Insecta; Hymenoptera; Vespidae. The transcript has 8 exons. Gene Ontology annotation, molecular function: sequence-specific DNA binding; DNA-binding transcription factor activity, RNA polymerase II-specific. Bases 45 to 938 code for a protein of 297 amino acids.